Molecule: messenger RNA, 1017 nt
Organism: Danio aesculapii
Lineage: Eukaryota; Metazoa; Chordata; Actinopteri; Cypriniformes; Danionidae
Gene: ssr2
Product: signal sequence receptor, beta
Exons: 6
Coding region: 84-644 (186 amino acids)
Cellular component (GO): endoplasmic reticulum; membrane
Source: RefSeq, a predicted model, not a curated record
CACAGCGACACGUCAUGCUAGCGGAAGACUAAAAUCAUCUGCGCGUGCGUCGAGCUGUCUUCGUGAUUUUGAGGCUCGAGCAGAUGAAGAUGAGGAUACUCUGUAUAUUUGCUCUGGUUGCUGUGGUGGGUCUGGUGGCAGGAGAAGAGGGGGCUCGUCUUUUGGCCUCCAAGUCCCUGUUGAACCGUUAUGCUGUAGAGGGACGAGAUCUUACCCUGCAGUACAGCAUCUACAAUGUGGGCACCAGUGCUGCCCUGGAGGUUGAGCUGUCCGAUGACUCUUUCCCUCCUGAAGAUUUCGGCAUUGUCUCAGGAAUGCUGAAUGUAAAGUGGGAUCGCAUUGCUCCUGCCAGUAAUGUUUCUCACACAGUGGUUCUGCGGCCACUGAAAGCUGGAUAUUUCAACUUUACCUCUGCCUCUGUUAGCUACCUUGCACAGGAGGGCGGACAGGUUGUGGUUGGUUACACAAGUGCUCCAGGUCAAGGUGGCAUUCUGGCCCAGAGAGAGUUCGACAGACGCUUUUCUCCACAUUACCUGGACUGGGCAGCUUUUGGCGUCAUGACUCUUCCCUCCAUUGGCAUUCCUUUGCUCCUCUGGUACUCCAGUAAGAGAAAAUACGACUCACCAAAGAGCAAAAAGAACUGAGUUUGCCAUUUGCAGGACAAAAAAAAGAUCAGGGGUCAUUGCGUGAAUGGGUAGGUGGGAGAGGGGCGGCCAGCUUGGGUGGGUUGAGAAUAUUGUUUCUGAAUAAAUUAAUUACCCAUAUUGGGGUAAACGCUCAACGAUUUAAUCUGUUUUUAAGUGUUGUUGGUCUUCAUCAGGCGGUUAAUUUGAGGAUCUGGCCUUUUGAAGCUUAAAGUAGGAUCAUUGUCAAGCCGCUUUUGACAUUGAAAGUGGCCAUUCCGAUCAUGUUUCCUUCAUUUUGUAAUGAGUGCAAGAUUCCGAUGCUAAACAGAACUGUACAGCCCUUCAUGAUCAAUGUGAGGCUUGUUUGUGGAAAUAAAGAGGGUUUUACAAA